Messenger RNA from Williopsis jadinii, 1920 nucleotides. RefSeq names its product flavin-containing monooxygenase. Bases 1 to 1920 code for a protein of 639 amino acids. Lineage: Eukaryota; Fungi; Ascomycota; Saccharomycetes; Phaffomycetales; Wickerhamomycetaceae. Gene Ontology annotation, molecular function: N,N-dimethylaniline monooxygenase activity; flavin adenine dinucleotide binding; NADP binding. The record is from RefSeq and is a predicted model, not a curated record. The transcript has a single exon.
AUGUCAGUCUUCCCAGGAAUUGACGAGAUCGCACCAGCUUAUAUGGACGAGGCUUUCGAUAAGAACAUCCCACAAGAGCGUAUUUACGGACAAUCUAAACCGGACCCGGAAAAUAUCAAGCACCAUGACGUAAAUGCACUAGCCACUGGUUGGCUAGCAGAGUUCAACAAUGCGCUUGCAGACGUCAAGGCAGACCCAGCAGGCCUGGACAAAUUCCUGCUGCCUCACACGAUUUGGAAAGACCAUCUGUCGCUGCAACUGGAUCUGAGGGACUUCAUCGGUCCUGAUAAGAUCAAGGACCAACUGGUGAAGUCUGUGGACAAAAUAGGUCACUUUGAGCUGGACAAACAGGCUGAUUAUCGGUAUCCAACCGGUGUUGCGCUACAGACUAUUCACCCGGAGGGCCCACACGGUGAAGCCCCAAUUGAAUGGAUCUUCUUGUACUUGAAGUACGCUACUGAUUAUGGCAUUGGCCGUGGCUCCAUCAAGCUGAUCAGCGUGAAGGAUGAAGCAGCGCCAAUUGGUCUCAAGGCCUUGUCCAUCUACACAGUUUUGGACGAGUUCACCAAGGUUCCAGAACGUGCCGGUAAAAAGAGACCUCUGGGAGCCAACCAUGGCGAGAACGUUGCCAGAAAGACCUGGCUAGAGAAGAGACAAGAAGAACAGGACUACAAAGGUGAGCAUCAGCCUCUUUGUGUGAUUGUUGGUGGAGGCCAGGGUGGUUUGACCAUUGCGGCCAGGAUGAAGGCUUUCGGCUACAACACACUUGUCGUCGAGUCCAACAACCGUAUUGGUGACAACUGGAGAAAGAGAUAUAAAUUCUUGUCCUUGCACGAUCCUUUCUACUACCAUAAGCUUCCAUACAUCCACUCUGAUAUGUCCCCGAUGUACUCGUCCAAGGACCAGUUUGCCGAGUUCCUCGAAUGCUACGCAAAGAUGCUGGAAUUGAACGUCUGGACAAACACUACUGUCACAGGUGCUGAGUUUGACGAGUCCAAGGGUGAAUGGGAAGUCACUGUGAAGAACAACUCAACCAGUGAUGUCAAGAAACUGCACCCUAAGCACGUUGUGUUCUGUACUGGCCAUUCUGGUGAGCCUAACGUUCCAAAGUUCCCUGAUGAGGACAAGUUCCAAGGUGAAAUAGUCCACUCUUCAAAGCACACCUCUGGUGCUAAUUAUGAAGGUAAAAGGGCAUUGGUCAUUGGUGCCUGUAACUCUGCACACGACAUUGCACAAGACUUCUACGAGCAAGGUAUUAAGGAGGUUACAAUGUUGCAGCGUUCUUCUACAUGUGUGAUUUCUUCCCAUUUCGGUGUCAAGAUCAACUGUCGUGAUGUGUUUGAUGAGAACGGACCUGAUAUUGACACUGCUGAUCUGUUGCUUCAUAACAACCCGAUCUACUUGACGAACUUGCUGAUGCAACAGCAAUACCGUGAGUCUUCAAAGGCAGAUGCCUCAAUGUUGGAAGGCUUGAAGAAAGCUGGAUUCCAAACAAACGCAGGAAUGGGUGGAACUGGUCUGUUUGGCCUCUAUUACCGUCGUGGAUCUGGUUAUUACAUCGAUGUUGGCUGCUCCAAGUUGAUCAUCGAUGGUAAGGUCAAGGUGAAGCACAGCACCGUGAAAAGAUUCACAGAGACCGGCGUCGAGUUGAAUGACGGUUCUGUCAUUGACAACUUGGACAUUGUCGUUAAAGCCACGGGCUAUUCCAACAUGAAGGACACUGCACGUGAUGUGUUUGGUCAUAAAGUGUCUGAUAAGCUGAACCCGGUCUGGAACCUGGAUGAAGAAGGUGAAUUCCGUUCUAUUUGGAGACCUUCUGGACAUCCAAACUUCUGGUUUAUGGGUGGUAACCUGGCAAUGGCAAGAUAUUACUCCAAGAGAUUGGCAUUGCAAAUCAUCGGCCAAGAAGAAGGCUUCUGA